This is a messenger RNA of Gongylonema pulchrum, 711 nucleotides long. The record is from the annotation of a GenBank genome assembly. Lineage: Eukaryota; Metazoa; Nematoda; Chromadorea; Rhabditida; Gongylonematidae.
AUGGAGGCAGCGGAUAGGCGACGCAUUUUUCUAGUACAGGUACAUGUAGCUAAUCACACAGUCCAGGCUCCAGUAGAUCCAACGAAAACAGCUAUUGGGGCAGUCGAUCCGACCAAGACUGCUAUCGGCGCGCCUACUCCUGAUUACACUAGAACUGCGAUCGGAGCAGUUGACCCAACGAAAACGGCUAUUGGAGCGCCUGACCCGACUAAAACUGCUAUCGGGGCAGUGGAUCCAACCAAGACCGCAAUCGGCAUGCCCGCUGGCGAUUUUACUCGAACUGCGAUCGGAGCAGUUGAUCCAACGAAAACAGCUAUUGGUGCAGUUGACCCAACGAAAACGGCUAUUGGAGCGGUUGAUCCGACUAAAACCGCUAUCGGAGCAGUAGAUCCAACCAAGACAGCAAUUGGCAUGCCCACUGGCGAUUUCACUCGAACUGCGAUCGGAGCAGUUGACCCAACAAAAACUGCUAUUGGAGCGGUUGAUCCGACUAAAACCGCUAUCGGGGCAGUUGAUCCAACCAAAACUGCAAUUGGCAUGCCUGCGGCUGACCCAACCAAAACCGCUAUUGGAGCAGUUGAUCCAACCAAGACAGCUAUCGGCGCCGUUGACCCGACGAAAACUGCUAUUGGGGCACCGGACCCGACGAAGACCGCAAUCGGCGCUAUUGAUCCAACAAAAACAGCUAUCGGAGUUGCACCACGUAUGUGA